Molecule: messenger RNA, 1699 nt
Organism: Boleophthalmus pectinirostris (great blue-spotted mudskipper)
Lineage: Eukaryota; Metazoa; Chordata; Actinopteri; Gobiiformes; Gobiidae
Gene: h3f3c
Product: H3 histone, family 3C
Exons: 4
Coding region: 160-570 (136 amino acids)
Cellular component (GO): nucleosome
Molecular function (GO): protein heterodimerization activity; structural constituent of chromatin; DNA binding
Source: RefSeq, a predicted model, not a curated record
GAUGCUUGUUGGAGACAGAUGAUUGACACCGCCGCCAUUUUGCUCCAGCUCUGCUCCAUUGUGUGGAGAUAGUAAAUAUCUGACACUGACACACAACCACAACACACUAGUUUCGCUUCGAGAAAAAGACCCAAAUCACCCUCGUGAUCCUUUGUCGCCAUGGCUCGUACCAAGCAGACCGCCCGUAAGUCCACUGGAGGAAAGGCUCCCCGUAAGCAGCUCGCCACAAAGGCUGCAAGGAAGAGUGCACCCUCCACUGGUGGUGUGAAGAAGCCUCAUCGUUACAGGCCUGGUACUGUUGCUCUGAGAGAGAUUCGUCGGUACCAGAAGUCGACGGAGUUGCUGAUCCGUAAGCUGCCGUUCCAGCGCCUCGUCAGGGAGAUCGCUCAGGACUUCAAGACCGACCUGCGUUUCCAGAGCGCCGCCAUUGGAGCCCUGCAGGAGGCCAGUGAGGCGUACCUGGUGGGUCUCUUUGAGGACACUAACCUGUGUGCCAUCCAUGCCAAGCGUGUCACCAUCAUGCCCAAAGACAUCCAGCUGGCCCGUCGUAUCCGUGGAGAGCGCGCUUAGAUGCCCCUCCUCUGUUUUCUUUACCUCUCCUGCCCCCCUCGCUCCUGUAUUCUGCCCCUCCCUCACCCCUCACCCCAAAUCGCCUGGCUUCUCUGUAAACAUUAGAGUAAUCACGUUAAAGAGAUAGAUUCUUGUGAAAGUCUAGUCUCUGCUAGUUUUGUUGUCUUUACCAAAUGUUUUAGGAUACCUUCUUUGUGCAUGUUAAGAGUUUUUCAGAUCAGACUUACAUGUAAACAUGGUCACAUGUGUCUCUUAAUGGUCUAAAGGAGGCAGGCUGUUGUAGGUAAAAGACCAUGAAGAGAUAUUUGUGUGAGAAACAGCCCAGUCUGGGACGUGGCUAAGAGACUAGUCUGCUUAAGGGGAGCUACAACUUCCACAGCAGGGUGCUAAUAAAACUAGUCCCAAGGCCUCAGACCAGCUGAACCUUCCUCCCCUCUCCCCCUCACCCCGACUCCCCUGUCCUCACCUCCAGUCCCCCCUGUGACCUCUGACCUCUGGGGGAGCAGGAGGAGCUGGUUCACUGUUUCCACUCGUGAACAUGUGAGCUUUGAUUUGUCUAACUUCUUGUACUCAUCACACACGAAUCUCUUGGUUGCUCAAGACUUGAUUAUUGAUGUGGAUAUGGUGUUUAUGUUAUUAUUUUUUACACAUGAUUAAUGACAAACUUUUGUUUUCUUCUUAAACAGUAAUGAAUAAGUGCAAAAUUAUUGAGGAUGUCAAAAUUGCUUUUAGUUUGAUUUUUUUUUUUUUCCCCCAGAGUGACUAGCUUUCCAGUUUGAGGAAGCUUCGCAAUUUUCCAUUUGCAGCCACACAGGGGCGCUGUGUAACAUUUUUUCAGAUAAAACCCUCUCUGUCCAUGAGCUAUACUUUUGCCUGCUUCUCAUUGUUCAUCUGAGUAGUUAUGACGUUCAUAAUGACAGCACAUACUGCAUGUGGGUUUGUAUGUCCCUCCUACAUCUGUACAUCUGAGGAGAAAUAACCAGUCCAAUUUGUGAUACACAAAAUAACCUCAUUUAAUUUCUUCUAUAUUUUUACUUCCUCAGAAAUGUCAGACGUUUAAAAGCUGAUCUUUGUAUUUUCCAAAUUUCUCAUAUGAUGGUGGUAAUAAACAAAUAGAUGUUAAAAUAAA